Megalops cyprinoides (Indo-Pacific tarpon) is the source of this 1344-nucleotide messenger RNA. RefSeq names its product vascular cell adhesion protein 1-like. Gene Ontology annotation, molecular function: integrin binding involved in cell-matrix adhesion. The record is from RefSeq and is a predicted model, not a curated record. Gene Ontology annotation, cellular component: membrane. Lineage: Eukaryota; Metazoa; Chordata; Actinopteri; Elopiformes; Megalopidae. The transcript has 6 exons. Gene Ontology annotation, biological process: leukocyte tethering or rolling; positive regulation of lymphocyte migration; heterotypic cell-cell adhesion. The coding region runs from base 53 to 1126 and encodes 357 amino acids.
UUUCUCGGUGUAUCUGUGACCCACAGACGACAAGAGACACCCCUGAGUCAGAAUGGAGCUUCUCCACUGCAGUCAUCUCUCAGCUCUGUUGAUUUCCUUGCUGCUCGCUGUCAAAGCAUCCGAUAUCAGGAUCACUCCGAAGGAUCCUCUGGUCCACCUGGGAGGUGCCAUCAACCUCACCUGUGAAACAACCUGUUCCGCCAAACCCCAUUGGAGGAGUUUAGACGACGCAGAAUACAAGACGCUACAGGAAGGGCAGAAAACUGUUCUUCUCAUUGCAUCUGCCACCAUUCAGCAUGAGGGCAAGAAAACGUGCGCGGCCAAUUGUGGAAGAAGACAGACAUACGUUCAACUCGUAGUCAUCUCUUUCCCACAGCCCGUCAUGACCACAGACCCUGAGGUCCUCGCACCCGGACAGCCCUUCACCGUCACCUGCUCUUUGAGCCAAGUCUACCCCCAAGGCAGCGUGCUACUGAUGUUGUUUCGCGGUGACGAAAUUGUGCAGGAAUCCAAAGAAAGCACUCCGAGUGAUAAAUAUUUUGAUAAUUACUUGUUGACUGCUGCUGAACAGACCGGGACCGAGGCUACAGAAUACAGAUGUGAAGCACAGCUAACAGCCAAGGGUCACAACCUGAAAAAAAAUACCACACUGACAAUUCAGUUUCCAGAGCCUCCGACCACACCCGAUGUUCCGACAAUCCAUGAAUAUAAGACAUCACCGGUACAGGCAACCACUGGAGACACCACCACUGAGAGGAGUAGCACUAUUGCAAAUGCACCAAAGACAACUUCACAAGCUCCAGAGAUCGUGACACAUGUCACAAGCACAGCAAAACCUCUAAUGAAGGUGACCACCACUGAGGCAGCAGUACCUAUCAAGGAGAUGUCAGCCUCACAGAAAAUUGCAUUUGAUCAGAAGGCUACAACACCUCCGUACAGUAAGGAGGGAAAAUCUGCAGCUGGUUCCACCACCAUGGUCGCAGUAAUUGCUCCACUUUCCUUGGCUACCUUGGCUACCGCAUCAGCCAUCAUAGGGUGGAUGAUCUGUCGCAGGAGAAAACAGUCUUCUCCAGAACUCCUUCAGACAGCAGAUCCAGGUCCACAGACACCUGUGACAGAACAGUAACCUCUCUGCACACCUGCAGAAGCCUCACGUGUAACCAAGCAACACCUCCUCGCUAUCACAAAGAUCAGGAUCUCUAGGAUAAUAUAGUAUAAGACAGAAAAUUCUUCCACUCUGACAGAUUCUAUAUUCUGAAACAUGCAAACCUAAUACUGAACUGUGGUACCAUUUUAAUAGCUUUAUCUUUUCAAAUGAAUAUGAUAAUCAAAAUGUUUAUUAAA